AUGAAAUUAUUCAUUGUCGGUCUUCUAAUAACGGUCAUAGUUAUAGUAGAAUGUUCUCAUACUUUUAUGGGCACAAGUGUUCAAAGAGAACUGGCUUUUCAUAAGGCCGUCAAAUACAGCGCCUACUUGUUCCAGAAACGGAUAGAAUAUUUAAAUGUUACAAUUCCGAAUAAUCGUUUACAAUACGGGCGAUAUAUUACGGGCAUUUUGGCUUAUGACUUAACUAAUUCCGGAGCUUCGACCAACGUGACUGCGGGUGGACUUGGCUACACCUUUGUUAACCUCCGCAUGAAAAGCGACAGGGGAAAAGAUUUGCGUUAUGAUAUUUAUGUCUAUAUAUAA
Molecule: messenger RNA, 342 nt
Organism: Parnassius mnemosyne (clouded apollo)
Lineage: Eukaryota; Metazoa; Arthropoda; Insecta; Lepidoptera; Papilionidae
Source: the annotation of a GenBank genome assembly